CUGUAUUAUCUGCAUAUUUAAAUGACUUGUCAAACUUGAAGAAAAUCUCACUUGGUAUUUACCUUCCAAGCUGGGUGUUCAAGCAGUUUUGUAACUUCAGCCAUUGAUGACUGAAAACUGACUGUGAAAAUGCUUUCAUAUGCUUUUCUUCUGCUGAGCUUAAUUUUGGCUCCUUGUCUUGCAUUACCUGCGCCCCCACCAGAUAUAGUUGAGGAAUGGAGGGACAUUCCAGAUAUAAACAAAGGUUUAAAUCUCAGAGAAGGAGACAUCAUGAUGCCUGAGGAAAGGAGCGCCAUUCUUGGGAAUCGGUGGGAUAUUCCUGUCCCCUAUGAGCUGCAUGUGAAUCUCAGUGUGAACUACAAAGGAGUCAUUUUGAGAGCACUUGAGCAGUUCAGACUGAAAUCAUGUAUUGACUUUAAGCCCAGAACAGCAGAAGAGAUUCCUUACAUCUCUGUGGAAAGUCUUAGAGGGUGUGGGUCAUAUGUCGGUCGUGUAUUUGCUGGAGCUCAGCCUCUUUCUAUUGGAGAUGGCUGUGGAUUAAAAUCCAUUGUUGAGCAUGAGUUUCUCCAUGCACUGGGAUUUUUUCACGAGCAGUCAAGAUAUGACAGAGAUGAUUAUGUGACCAUUAACUAUGAAAACGUCGUUCCAGGAUAUGAGGGCAGUUUCAACAAAGUCAGUGAGGAUGUGAGCACCACCGGAGGCACCCCAUAUGACUACUACUCUGUGAUGCAUUAUGGUAAAUAUGCCUUCAGCAACGGUAAUGGAACCACAAUCACUACCAAGCGUCCAGAGUUCCAAGAUGUGAUUGGUCAAUACAUAGAGAUGAGUGAAAUUGAUGUGAUUGAACUCAACAGACUCUAUAAAUGCAAUUCGUCCGUCUCUUUCCUUGAUCACUGUAGUUUUGAUGAUGAAUCUCUGUGUCAGAUGAGCGUCUGUUCUGCUGCUGAUUAUGGCUGGAAGAGAGUGACGUCAGUGAGUGGCAUCAGUGUGACUGACCACACAUACUUGGGCAAAGAACAAAAUGAGACGUCUUUCUUCAUGCACUUCAGCACUGAGGGCAGAAAUGAGGGGGACACAGCCAGACUGGAGAGCAAGACAAUGACCCCUAAAAGAGACUGCAAAGUCCAGUGCCUGCAAUUCUACUACUAUCACAGUGGUCAUGAGUCUGACCAGCUUAACAUCUGGAUCCGAGAGUACCAGAAUGAAGAAGACAACAGAGGAACUCUCACACUUAUGGAUCAGAUCACAGAACUCCCUGGUAAUUACUGGAAGCUGCAUCAUGUGCCACUGAAUGCAAAUAAAACCUUCCAAUUUGUAUUUGAAGCCCGUAAAGGAGCUGGAAACUCAAGUGGAGGAUUUUCGCUGGAUGAUAUCAAUAUUUCAGAGACUGAGUGUCCCCACGCAUGGCAGAUAAGAGACAUUGAGAAGAUUUUGAACAACACUGACAUUAACAUCCACAGUCCAUUGUAUUACUCCAGUGAUGGUUAUCGCUUUCAGGUUGCAUUUUCGUUGUGGAGUGGUUAUUACAUUAGUUUGUUUGUCCGUCUGGUAUCUGGAGUAUAUGAUGACCAGUUGCAGUGGCCUUGUCCAUGGAGACAAAUAACCCUUCAAAUUCUUGACCAGAACCCACACAUACAGAAGCGCAUGUCCUCUGAGCAAAGCUUCACCACUGACCCUACUUCGGGUCCUUCCAAUGUCAGUUAUUUUUGGGACAAUCCUCGAAAAAAUGAAAAUCAACAGAUCAUUGGCAGUGAGUCUGUGUUUGUGGGUACCUGGAUUUAUUCCCAUUACGUGGGAAAAGAUGCUUUCACCAUGAGAGAUUAUAUCAAGGGUGGUGACCUCAUAUUUUUAUUCACCAUGCAAGAUAUCUCAGGGCUUUUUCAGAAUCACGCUCUACCCUGCCCUAAAGUGACAGUGAAGAACUUCAACGUUACGUCUGAUGCAAGUGCCCAACAGGAAUCAUGUGCUUCAAGAGAUCUUCCUAUAACUGAGACGACUUCUACAACAACUACUCCUGCUACAGGAACUACAACUACACCAGGACCAACUGAGAGUGAAUGUGUGGACAUAUUUUGCAAUUCUGGUGCCAAGACGGCUUCCUCUCUGAUCAUCUUGGUGGUUUGCUUUCUUUUGGUAUUGAGUUAAUCAUGAGAAAUCUCUAUUAUAAGCCCUAUGUUUGAUGUUUCGAGUUCAGUGCCAAAGAGCUGCAUCUAUCUUCAGCUUUCUGGUACAUGCGUAUAAUCAUUAAAUGUGUAUUGUUAAUGUUAAUUAAUAUGUUAAUCUUUGCAUAAAUCAUAGUGAUUCAAGUGUAUUCAAGUGUGUUUUAAUGUGAAUGCAAGAGUAAAAAAUGAUUAUAAAAAAGGGAGACUAUGUACUUAGGUUAGGCCUGCAAAAGCAAGAUCUAGUGGCACAUGAUGGAGCUUCUGCUGCGAACAAGAGGACACACAAUUAUACGUUUAUUUUAGAUGUCUAAAUGAAGUGAGGAAAGUUUUCUGAUAACAUGCAUAAUAAUAACAGGCACCAUUUGAGAAGCUCAAAAAGAGCUUAGGUGGCUUAUGUUUUCUAUCAAGCUGUGAUUGGUUUAAGGUCACAAUUGUGUCUCAAUUAAUUCUUUCAACUUUCUCCCUCUUUGGUGACACAGAAUAUUGUACUAAGAUCAGUGGAUACACAAUUUGGUAUGAGAAUACAAAAUUUUAACAUCUCAGGAAGAAAUAAUAUACUGAUCUGUUGAUGAUGAUUGAGUGAUGAGUUGAUGGCCUUUUGCCGAUGGGAAUAAUGUCUACACACUGUAUAUUUCACAUGUAUGCAACAGCAUUACCGAGGAUCAUUUAACAGCUGCCAAACCUAGACCUAUUAUAAAUACCAGGAUGGUUGAGGAAACCGCUGGAUGGGUGUGGAUGGAGUAGGAAUGUCGACAUAAAUUACCUUAUCAUUAUAGUUGUACUGUGUGCAUUUCUCUUAAAAUGACAGAAUUUCUUUACAUUUAUGGUUAUAGGUAUUGUUAUAGUUAACGUUCUUGGUGUGAAUGGGCCUUUAUAUUGCUAUUACACAAUUGUAUCAAUAAAUACAACCAUGGAAUUUC
Messenger RNA from Labeo rohita (rohu), 3082 nucleotides. Its product is annotated as meprin A subunit beta. Gene Ontology annotation, molecular function: protein binding; zinc ion binding; metalloendopeptidase activity. The coding region runs from base 130 to 2145 and encodes 671 amino acids. Gene Ontology annotation, biological process: proteolysis. Lineage: Eukaryota; Metazoa; Chordata; Actinopteri; Cypriniformes; Cyprinidae. The transcript has 16 exons. The record is from RefSeq and is a predicted model, not a curated record. Gene Ontology annotation, cellular component: membrane.